AUGGCAACUGAAAUAGAAAUAGAAAUAGAAACGAGCUUGCUGGUGAUCGUUUUGGAUGUAAAUUCAUUACAACGGAUAGUAAAGCAAGAAAUGAAGAUAUUAUCACAGUGUUUAGACUCCACAAUUGUCUUUGCGAAAGCUCAUCUCGUGCAGUCAUCUAAUAAUGAAUUGGCAAUAAUGGCAUGUCAUGGUCACAGUGCUAAAUUCCUCUACCCUUAUAAAACCACAGCAGAAAUAAGGCAGAUGGAUGACCAGUAUGAAAAGUUUACCAUGGUGGAACGUACAGUGCGUCAACAAUUACAGCAGGUUAUCAACGAAGUCCCUAUUCCACUGAACACAAAAAGUCUCAUUUCUAAUGCGCUCAGCAUGGCAUUGUGCUAUAUCGCUCGAUUAAAGAGAGAAAAGUUUGCCGGUCAGAAGUUGCAUCCUAGAAUAAUAGUCAUUACAGCCAGCAACGACUCAGCAACUCAGUACAUGAACUACAUGAAUAUAUUCUUCACUGCACAGAGAAUGAAUGUCAUUUUGGAUGUGUGCAGUCUGGAUCAGGAGCUGACAUUGUUGCAACUAGGCUGUGUCAUUACUGGUGGCAAUUAUUUGAAGGUGCCACAGCUUGAUGAUUACUGCAGGAUUUAUUGGUAA
This is a messenger RNA of Monomorium pharaonis (pharaoh ant), 639 nucleotides long. RefSeq names its product general transcription factor IIH subunit 3-like. The transcript has 3 exons. Gene Ontology annotation, cellular component: transcription factor TFIIH core complex; transcription factor TFIIH holo complex. The coding region runs from base 1 to 639 and encodes 212 amino acids. The record is from RefSeq and is a predicted model, not a curated record. Lineage: Eukaryota; Metazoa; Arthropoda; Insecta; Hymenoptera; Formicidae. Gene Ontology annotation, biological process: regulation of DNA-templated transcription; nucleotide-excision repair.